Molecule: messenger RNA, 561 nt
Organism: Acanthocheilonema viteae
Lineage: Eukaryota; Metazoa; Nematoda; Chromadorea; Rhabditida; Onchocercidae
Source: the annotation of a GenBank genome assembly
AUGCGUGAAUAUAAAAUUGUUGUGUUGGGAAGUGGUGGUGUUGGAAAAAGUGCGUUGACCGUGCAGUUUGUGCAAGGCAUAUUUGUGGAAAAGUAUGAUCCAACAAUUGAGGACAGUUAUCGAAAGCAAGUUGAAGUUGACGGUCAGCAGUGCAUGCUCGAAAUUCUGGAUACUGCUGGCACUGAGCAAUUCACAGCUAUGCGUGAUUUGUAUAUGAAAAAUGGUCAAGGCUUUAUCUUGGUUUACUCCAUUACGGCACAGACGACUUUCAGUGACCUCACUGAUUUGAGGGAACAAAUCUUACGUGUCAAGGAUACGGAGGAAGUACCGAUGAUACUUGUUGGAAACAAAUGUGAUCUAGAAGAUGAGCGUGUUGUGGGCAAAGACCAAGGAUCUAAUUUAGCACGUUCAUUUAACAGUGCUUUUCUUGAAACUUCAGCUAAAGCAAAAAUUAAUGUUAACGAAGUUUUCUACGACCUUGUUCGUCAAAUCAACCGUCGUCACCCUGAAGUAAGCAGACGUCAGGCGGGCUCAUCAACAUGUUGUUGCAGCCUGAUGUGA